GCCAUCAGAAGUUAUCUGGAACCAGCCCCUGUCUGUGGUGCUAUUUCUUUCUUGUCAGUUCCCCUUUCUGCAUUUGAGUUCUAGUCUCAGCCCUGACAUUAUUUCUUUCUCUACAAAGAGUGUUAGGAAGUUAUGGGGAGCUCACAAAGGCUCCUCAUCGUUUAUUCUUAACACCUUGUUUCUGUGUUCCUCGGGAAUGUCACUGAGCUUAUACAUCUGGUCUCUGGGAGCUGCAGUGGAUGGGCAUUUGUGACAGCACUAUGGGACUGAGUCACACUCUCCUUGUGAUGGCCCUCCUGCUCUCUGGUGUUUCUUCCAUGAAGAGUCAAGCAUAUUUCAACAAGACUGGAGAACUGCCAUGCCAUUUUACAAACUCUCAAAACAUAAGCCUGGAUGAGCUGGUAGUAUUUUGGCAGGACCAGGAUAAGCUGGUUCUGUAUGAGAUAUUCAGAGGCAAAGAGAACCCUCAAAAUGUUCAUCUCAAAUAUAAGGGCCGUACAAGCUUUGACAAGGACAACUGGACCCUGAGACUCCACAAUGUUCAGAUCAAGGACAAGGGCACAUAUCACUGUUUCAUUCAUUAUAAAGGGCCCAAAGGACUAGUUCCCAUGCACCAAAUGAGUUCUGACCUAUCAGUGCUUGCUAACUUCAGUCAACCUGAAAUAACAGUAACUUCUAAUAGAACAGAAAAUUCUGGCAUCAUAAAUUUGACCUGCUCAUCUAUACAAGGUUACCCAGAACCUAAGGAGAUGUAUUUUCAGCUAAACACUGAGAAUUCAACUACUAAGUAUGAUACUGUCAUGAAGAAAUCUCAAAAUAAUGUGACAGAACUGUACAACGUUUCUAUCAGCUUGCCUUUUUCAGUCCCUGAAGCACACAAUGUGAGCGUCUUUUGUGCCCUGAAACUGGAGACACUGGAGAUGCUGCUCUCCCUACCUUUCAAUAUAGAUGCACAACCUAAGGAUAAAGACCCUGAACAAGGCCACUUCCUCUGGAUUGCGGCUGUACUUGUAAUGUUUGUUGUUUUUUGUGGGAUGGUGUCCUUUAAAACACUAAGGAAAAGGAAGAAGAAGCAGCCUGGCCCCUCUCAUGAAUGUGAAACCAUCAAAGGGGAGAGAAAAGAGAGCAAACAGACCAACGAAAGAGUACCAUACCACGUACCUGAGAGAUCUGAUGAAGCCCAGUGUGUUAACAUUUUGAAGACAGCCUCAGGCGACAAAAGUACUACACAUUUUUAAUUAAAGAAUAAAGUCCAUAUAACUGUCCAUUGUUUAUAUGCCUUUCCCUUCAAGUUUUGGGCUUACCUUUUUUUGUCUAUUAAUAUUAUUAUUACCAUUAAUAAUAGUGGAGGUUCCAGGACUCCAUCUGAGAAAGCCACCCUGUAAUGCCAGCUCUGCUCCCUACCUCAGGAGCAGACGUUAACUGCUUCUUUUCAUUUCAGAGCAAAUUUGUGCGCCAAGCUCACCUGACUGGCUCCUGGCUCAGGAAUAAUGUUUAAGACUAACACCUCCUGUUUCACAUUCAGCCUUCUUUUCUUAAUUUUAUAAAUUGCGUUUUAUGUAGAACUCCCAAUUACUGGAAUAAUGGCUUUUAUCUAUGAUAAUUCUAAGGUAGUGCCUCAUUCUAUCUUGUAUAUUUGUGACUGAAUAACUACCUCUUCAGUCUUGUGGGAGUUAUAUAUUUUAUGGCUUUUAUAGUAUUGCUAUCAAUAUCUUGAAACAUAAAGAGAUGUGUACUAUAAUAAUGUAAUUACUAUGCCCUGAGAAAAUCACUGCUGAGGAGCUCUUGUCCCUCUGUGAAGAUCAGUAGGAAAAUGGUGGCUUGGCGUGCUGACAAUGAUGAGCAGACCAACUCAAAAUUUGGAAAAUUAAGAACAAUGAAGAUGGAAUCAGCUCUGGAUCCUGGAUCCACUUCUAUCUGGGCCCUUGCUAACCUGAGAAGGAUCCGCCUGUGGAACAAGCUAUAGAUAAGCCUUAGCAGAGAACACUGGGUCAAGCACUGCGCAUUGUGAACCUACUUCUCUUCUUAAAAGAAAUGACUGAGAUGAUGGUCCAGGGCAACUAUGCAAGAGCCAACUGAGAGAUCACAACACUCAGAAAAAAAAUGAAAGAUCUUGACAACAGAGAUGCACAUGAAUGUCCUGUCUGUCCAGUCCUCUGACAAACCUUGGGAUUAGCAACAGGUAGACAGUCUGUCCAAAAGGACUUAAGACAGACAGCAGCUUCCAUGGUGGUUGGUGAGAAGUUUGGAUAAUAAUCAAGUUAUUGUGAUGUUUCAUCUGGCUGCAGGCAGAGCAGGGGAGGAAGAGCUAUCAUCUUGAUAAUGGGAUAAAUGGAAGGAAGCUUAGGACUCUUUCAACUUACUUCUGAGACACAAAGAGCUAGAGUGGAAUCAGGAGGACCAAGAUGUAAAUCAUCUAAAGGCCAACUUAGCUGGCAGGUGCCCUAGGGAGAGAUCAGCUGGCCAAGAGCAGGGCUGGCAAAUUUAUAUCUGAGGACUGUCUAUAUGUCAUUAUAAAUGAUGGGGAAACUGGGUACACGAGAGGACUAUACUAGCCCAGUAGAGAUGAGUCAGAUGACCCUGGCUCUAAAGCAGCAUCACUAAGGGAUGAGGCAGCCUCAGUCCAAACCAAGAGAGAACUUUGGGAGGCCCAACCCACAGAAAUAUUUCUUCUUAUUCUACAUAAAGGAAUCUAGAAGGUUGUAGACAGCUGUACUAGCCAUGCUUGUCCUUGUAAUAUUACCAUUUGUGUGUUCUUCCCUGCAUUUGCUUCAUUAGGCCAUAAGCAUCUUGUUGGUUUCUAACAUGUUUCGUAUAGUGAGUUCUUAAUAAAUUUUUCUUAAAUUGA
Molecule: messenger RNA, 2848 nt
Organism: Prionailurus viverrinus (fishing cat)
Lineage: Eukaryota; Metazoa; Chordata; Mammalia; Carnivora; Felidae
Gene: CD86
Product: CD86 molecule
Exons: 7
Coding region: 240-1238 (332 amino acids)
Biological process (GO): cellular response to lipopolysaccharide; positive regulation of T cell proliferation; T cell costimulation
Cellular component (GO): external side of plasma membrane
Source: RefSeq, a predicted model, not a curated record